Magnolia sinica is the source of this 976-nucleotide messenger RNA. RefSeq names its product nifU-like protein 3, chloroplastic. Gene Ontology annotation, cellular component: chloroplast stroma; mitochondrion. Gene Ontology annotation, molecular function: iron ion binding; iron-sulfur cluster binding. The record is from RefSeq and is a predicted model, not a curated record. Gene Ontology annotation, biological process: iron-sulfur cluster assembly. The coding region runs from base 115 to 840 and encodes 241 amino acids. The transcript has 4 exons. NCBI's taxonomy places the organism in Eukaryota, Viridiplantae, Streptophyta, Magnoliopsida, Magnoliales, Magnoliaceae.
AUUAAAAAAAUAAUAAUAAUAAUAAAAAAUCAAAGAACCCAUUUCGCAAACCUCUUCUACUGUCAUCCUACCACUUUCUGCAAUGAAUUUUCUUCAUUGACACAAAAACACAAGAUGGAAGUGUUUUCAACCCAAUUCCAAUGCCUAAAACCAGCAGCAGCUUCAAGAAAAACCCAAUUCUCACAUUCAUUUGAAUCAAUCUCACUUACCCAUUUGCCCUUCUUCAAGAGUUCUGUUUUGGAAUGUGGUCUUAUUUCGUCGAAACAGAACACGUUUUGCAGAGGUCAGUUUAGCAUCCGACACUUCUUCAGCAUUGGAUUCAGUCAUCGCGGGAGAAGAAUUCGAGCAGGCAGUGCAGCCCCUCCCAGUUGUGUUCUGCCAUUAACCGAAGAGAAUGUUGAAAUGGUCUUGGAGGAAGUGCGGCCAGGCCUUAUGGUAGAUGGAGGAAAUGUGGUUCUGCAUGAAAUCGAUGGCCUUGUUGUGGUCUUGAAGCUACAAGGGGCAUGUGGGUCAUGUCCAAGCUCAACAAUGACGUUGAAGAUGGGGAUAGAAACUCGGCUGAUGGACAAGAUCCCAGAAAUCCAGGCAGUUGAGCAGAUCCUGGACACCGAGACCGGUCUCGAGCUCAAUGAGGAGAACGUCGAAAGUGUUCUUGCUGAGAUAAGACCAUAUCUUGCGGGCACGGGAGGUGGGGUACUUGAGCUUGUUCAGAUCGAUGGAUAUGUUGUGAAAGUCCGACUGAGUGGGCCUGCAGCAGGGGUAAUGACAGUCCGUGUAGCUCUUACACAGAAACUGAGAGAUAAAAUACCUGCAAUUGCUGCUGUCCAGCUGAUAGAUUAGUGAAAUGAAAGUGAAAUUAUUUAUUGUAAAAUGGGGAAAAGAUGUUUCAAAGUUAUUUUUUCAGAGCCUACUAAUAUUGUAAUUUUGUAGAGAAACAGUUGUCCUUAAAUCAUCAUUUCUGGAUCCUACUCUUUAA